CUCUCAAAAUCCAGAUUCAACACAAUCCCUUCUCUUUCUCUCUCACACGCGUAACUAACUUUUCUCCUUUUCCCUUUCUUUUUCAUUUUUUCUGUUUGAGCUUUCAUUAUUCCGGACUAAAACAGCAAAGCCACGCGCCGUAACCAUUAUUCUACGCGAAGAUGCAAUCUUCUAACGGCCCUGAUUCACAACCCGCGGACCAGAACUCGCAGCAGCAACGACAACAGCAAACACCGCCGCAGCCACUCCCAGUGCCGCCGCAGUGGAUGCCGAUGCAGUACCCCGCCGCCGCCAUGGUAAUGCAGCAUCACAUGUUGCCGCCUCAACAUUACGCGCCGCCGCCUCCGCCGCCGCAGCCCUACAUGGCUUACCACCAGUACCAGCAACCGGUGCCGCACGUGUCUCACCCUCACCAUCAGGGAUCCACCGCCGAGAACAAAACCAUCUGGGUCGGCGAUUUGCAUCAUUGGAUGGACGAAAACUAUCUCCACCGCUGUUUCGCUUCCACUGGCGAGAUUUCCUCAAUUAAGGUUAUUCGCAAUAAGCAGACUGGUCUAUCAGAGGGUUAUGGAUUUGUGGAGUUCUAUUCACAUGGGACCGCUGAGAAAGUUUUGCAGAAUUAUGCUGGAAUAUUGAUGCCUAACACAGAGCAACCUUUCCGGCUGAACUGGGCAACAUUUAGCACAGGGGACAAGCGUUCAGAUAAUGUUCCUGAUCUUUCUAUUUUUGUAGGAGAUUUAGCAGCAGAUGUUACAGAUAGCAUGUUGCAUGAAACUUUUUCUAAUAGAUACCCUUCUGUUAAAGCUGCAAAAGUUGUUUUUGAUGCCAACACUGGUCGUUCAAAGGGUUAUGGUUUCGUCAGGUUUGGCGAUGAUAGUGAGAGGUCCCAGGCUAUGACUGAAAUGAAUGGUGUUUACUGUUCUAGCAGGCCUAUGCGUAUUGGUGCUGCAACUCCUAGGAAAUCAUCUGGCUAUCAACAAGGAGGUCAGUCAAAUGGCAUAACCAGCCAAUCUGAAACUGAUUCUACAAACACAACUAUAUUUGUUGGAGGACUUGACCCUAAUGUUACAGCUGAAGAUCUUAGGCAGCCAUUCUCUCAGUAUGGUGAGAUAGUCUCUGUUAAGAUACCUGCCGGAAAAGGAUGUGGUUUUGUACAGUUUGCAAACAGAAAUAAUGCUGAAGAGGCGUUGCAGAAGCUAAAUGGGACAACGAUAGGCAAGCAAACGGUUCGUCUUUCAUGGGGUCGCAAUCCAGCAAAUAAGCAGCAGUUUAGAGUGGAUUUCAGCAAUCCCUGGAGUGGGGCGUAUUAUGGGGGGCCUAUUUAUGAUGGUUAUGGAUAUGCUUUGCCACCUCCUCAUGACCCAAGCAUAUAUGCUGCUGCUUAUGGAGCCUACCCCAUUUAUGGAGGACACCAACAGCAAGUAAGUUGAACGAAGUGCAGUGCAGGAGUAGUACUCACAUGCGAAUUAACUUAUCUUCUUGUAACUGGCUUCAUCGGUUGAAUUCUGAAGAAUCCCUCCUAAUUGUGGAGUGGAGUUGAAUUUUGAUAACGUGAGGUAGCACUAUAGGAAUUCAAUUUAAUCAUUCGUUUAGACUCGUAGGGGUAAUGAGGAUUUAAACUUGUUUAUUGGAAUAAUUAAGUAUGCUAGCGUUUGCUCUCUUGCUUGCAUUUUAAUUGUUUUUGGCGCU
Messenger RNA from Abrus precatorius (Indian licorice), 1689 nucleotides. Its product is annotated as polyadenylate-binding protein RBP47C-like. The transcript has 6 exons. The record is from RefSeq and is a predicted model, not a curated record. Gene Ontology annotation, cellular component: cytosol. Gene Ontology annotation, molecular function: mRNA binding. The coding region runs from base 162 to 1430 and encodes 422 amino acids. Lineage: Eukaryota; Viridiplantae; Streptophyta; Magnoliopsida; Fabales; Fabaceae.